Molecule: messenger RNA, 1068 nt
Organism: Aspergillus tubingensis
Lineage: Eukaryota; Fungi; Ascomycota; Eurotiomycetes; Eurotiales; Aspergillaceae
Product: nitronate monooxygenase
Exons: 4
Coding region: 1-1068 (355 amino acids)
Molecular function (GO): nitronate monooxygenase activity
Source: RefSeq, a predicted model, not a curated record
AUGGCUUCUCCGCAAAAAAUCCGUACUACUCUUACUGAUCUACUCAAGAUCAACCACCCCGUCUUCCUGGCGGGUAUGAACGUGGCCGCCGGCCCCAAGUUGGCCGCCGCGGUCACCAACGCCGGUGGUCUGGGAGUUAUUGGAGGUGUUGGAUACACCCCCGACAUGCUCCGUGAGCAGAUUGCAGAGCUCAAGAGCUUCCUGAAUGACAAGAACGCUCCCUUUGGUGUUGAUCUGCUGCUCCCCCAGGUCGGUGGAAGCGCCCGCAAGACCAACUACGACUACACUAAGGGCAAGCUCAACGAACUUGUCGACAUUAUUAUUGAAAGCGGCGCUAAGCUCUUCGUCUCUGCCGUCGGUGUGCCCCCCAAAGCUGUCGUGGACAGACUCCAUGCUGCAGGCAUCCUGUACAUGAACAUGAUCGGUCACCCCAAGCACGUCCAGAAGUCCCUCGAUGCCGGCGCGGAUAUCAUUUGUGCUCAGGGUGGUGAAGGUGGUGGUCACACUGGCGAUGUUCCCACUACGAUCCUCAUUCCUACCGUGGCCAAGCUGUGCCAGGGCAAGAAGAGUCCCUUGACUGGUCUGCCCGUGCAGGUGGUUGCUGCCGGUGGCUUGUACAAUGGCAACUCGGUGGCUGCUGCCUUGAUGCUUGGCGCUUCGGCCGUGUGGAUUGGUACUCGCUUCAUCCUGGCUGACGAGGCUGGUGCCCCCAAGGCUCACCAGGAGGCUGUCCGCACUGCUGGCUUUAACGACACAAUCCGCACUAUUAUCUUCACGGGCCGCCCGCUCCGUGUCCGUAACAACGAAUACAUCAAGAACUGGGAAGAGAACCGCCAAGACGAGAUCAAGAAGCUCACUUCUCAGGGUAUUAUCCCGGCCGAGCACGACAUGGAGAACCUUCCCGAUGAUGUUGAUGACGAGACCCUCGAGAACGCUCGCCCCUUCCUGAUGGGCAAGGUUGCUGCUGUUGUAAACGAGAAGAAGCCUGCCAAGGCUAUUGUUGAUGAGCUUGUGGACGAUGCUGCUGCUCUGUUGCAGAAGGGCAACAAGAUGUUGGCCAAGUUGUAA